Trichosporon asahii var. asahii CBS 2479 is the source of this 1512-nucleotide messenger RNA. RefSeq lists its product as uncharacterized. Lineage: Eukaryota; Fungi; Basidiomycota; Tremellomycetes; Trichosporonales; Trichosporonaceae. The coding region runs from base 1 to 1512 and encodes 503 amino acids. The transcript is spliced from 2 exons. The record is from RefSeq and is a predicted model, not a curated record.
AUGUACCCCGACACUGCGCCGCCACCGACGUUGAUGGCGAACGGUGCCCCGGUGGAGCUCGAAUCGCCCUCCGAAUCAGACGUACCGAAGAAUGGGGAGGACGCCGAGCCGAGAGUCACGAUCCCAGCCCUGUCGUACCCGCACAUUAUCGAUGCGAUCUUCGCGUCGGCGCCGUACGCAUCUCUCCUCCGCCUGAGGGCCGUCGACAAGGCAUGGCAAGAGCGCGCCGACGCGCUGCUCGGCACGCAUCUCGUUUUCUCGACUGGCGGCGGUCGUUCUUCCACGGACCCGAUGCGCGUGGAGGUUUCCUCCCUCGCAACGAACCGGGGGAAGCGUGCGCGCCGGUUGCGCUUCCGUGUGGAGCGAACGACGACCCCUACCGUGCGUGCCGAGGCGCAGCGCUGGCUCGAGAAGGAGGCCAUGCCCCGCGUUCUGGAUCUGGACAACUGGGGCCGCAACUCGGGCAACUCGCGCUGGUGGCUGCCCGCGCCGCUGAGGGAGGCGAUGGAGGCGCUGCGUCCCGAUACGGUGCGGAUCUACGGCCCCGCGCAAGCCGCCAUGGGCCGGUGGGUCGCGCGCACAGAGCGUACGGUCGUCUUCACGGCCAUUCCGCCCUGGAAUACGCAUACCGCCGUCAAGAUUGUGCCCGCGCCAAUGCUGCCCGACACGAAGAGGCUGGUCGUGAACCUCACGAUCCACGAGAGGGGUCGGCAUGUUCCCCUCGGCGAGCUUGCGACUUGGGACACGCUGCCAGACGAUCUGGAGGAGAUCGUGCUUAUCGUCAAGGACGCGGAGACGGCCAAGACCUUCGUACCCCGGACUAACACUGGUUUCGUCCCCCGUCCCACGGCGGCAAGUCUGGCGAGGCAGAAGGCGCAGCAAACCCGGCGUGCGAAGGAGGGGCGCGGCGGCGAGGGUGACCGCGCAACGAGACAGGAGUGGGGCGUGUUGCGGCCGCUGCACUCCUGGCUCGUGAGCGCAUGGCGCUGCGGCGGCGUGAAGGCGCUCAUGCGCGAGAACCACUGCAUCAAAUUCACGAUCGUGGGCAUGACGGAGAUCAAGGCAAACCACGCCGGCUUCACGAACGCGAUGACGCAGGAGGAGAAGGCGGCCAAGCUGGUCGAGAGCCGGGAUGCGAUCGCAGAUAUCUGGAAGAGCAACUUUGAGCCGACCCCUGUCCCCGCGGCGCCGGGGAGUCGGUCCGUUAGCAGGGGCGCACCGAGCCGUGCUGGUGACUCGAACUCUUGCCAGAACGCACUCGGCGCGUCGACCGCGUCACUCGCCCCCUCCGCCGCUUCGAACUCGGGCGCAUCCAGUCUCUCCACCGCCGUUUCCGAACUGAGCCUCGCGCCCAGCGCUGCUUCGACUGCAACUGCGCCGUCGCCCGCGCCGGCCGAGGAGGAGUUCUGGACCGCGGCAGAGGUCGACAAGGUCGUCAGCGGCAUCCGCUUCCUCACGCGCGAGGAGUACAAGGCCGAGUGCCCCAAUUGGGCGAUCGAGUGGGAGGCCUGA